This is a messenger RNA of Clonostachys rhizophaga, 1008 nucleotides long. The record is from the annotation of a GenBank genome assembly. NCBI's taxonomy places the organism in Eukaryota, Fungi, Ascomycota, Sordariomycetes, Hypocreales, Bionectriaceae.
AUGGCUGAAUCCCUCUUCCCUGACCUUUUACACGCCCAACUCGAUCACGGCAUAAGGAAAAGCCCCUUUCAGCUUGAACUAAUGGAAUCCUUCAAACAGAUGAUGUAUGUCUCUGGAGAAACCGCCGAACCUCCUGUCGAGACAACUAGCAUUAUGGAAGAUAUUGUCCGACAGCAGGUUAUUGAAAUGCUCCGAACCUGCACAGAGCUUGCUUCCCGCCGCGGAUCUAAGUCCAUCGGCAUCAACGAUCUCAUCUUCCAGAUCCGCCAUGACCAGGCCAAGGUCUCGCGCCUCAGGACUUUUCUCUCCUGGAAGGACGUGCGCAAGAACGUCAAGGACUCGGAUGACAAGGGCGCCGAGGCUGACAUCGCCGGUGGCGACGACCCUGUCGGCGGCGUCGUCGGCGGCCCCGUGGACGACCAGGCCAAGAAGAACAAGAAAGCAAAAGUCGGCCUCCCCUGGGAGCAGUCCUCCUUCUACCCCGUCGAGGUCCCCGAGCGCGAGGACGAGGAGGACGAGGACGAGGACGAGAUGAACUUCAUCACCCUCCAGCGCCUCCGCCGCGCCGACGAGCGCACCAAGGUCAUGACCAAGGACGAGUACGUCACCUGGUCCGAGUACCGCCAGGCCUCCUUCACCUACCGCAAGGGCAAGCGGUUCAGGGAGUGGGCCGGCUUCGGCAUCGUGACGGACAGCAAGCCCUCGGACGAUAUCGUCGACAUCCUUGGCUUCCUGACCUUCGAGAUGGUGCAGGUCCUCACCGAGAUCGCCCUCAAGGUCAAGGAGCAGGAGGACAUCGCCCGCGCCCAGAGCGGCGGCGACAACGCCGGCUCCAAGAAGAGGAAGCUCGAGCAGGGGCUCUUCGAUCCCCCCAGCGAGGGGAAGCGGCCCAUCGAGCCGAGGCACGUCCAGGAGGCUUUUCGUCGCUUCCAGCAGCGGCCCAAGAGGUCGAGGGCCAUGCUCAACGGCACGAGGCUCCCUCAGCACGCUCCUCUGCACAUCAUUUAG